Messenger RNA from Sphenostylis stenocarpa, 423 nucleotides. NCBI's taxonomy places the organism in Eukaryota, Viridiplantae, Streptophyta, Magnoliopsida, Fabales, Fabaceae. The record is from the annotation of a GenBank genome assembly.
AUGGAGAGAAAAGAUGAAGUGGUAGUUGGUGUACCGGUGCCGGUGGUGCGGGCCUAUUACGGUGGGGAAAACGAAUACCAAAGAGGAGUGAUCCCUCCUAACGCGGUGGUGGGAGAUCCCAAGGGCAUCCCCAUCCACCAGACCAUUUACAGGGACACUCCUGCUCCGUUCAACUGCCCUUACUGUGGUAGCACCGCUCUCACUAACGUCAGAUCAAAGCCUAGUUUGGCAGCAUUUGUUGGAUGCUUGAUGCCCAUGAUGCUUGGAGUUUGCUUUCUUUGCCCCUCAAUGGACUGCCUUUGGCAUAAAUAUCACUAUUGUCCUAAAUGUCAAGAAAAGGUUGCUGACUUUGAGAAAUCAGAUCCCUGUGCUGUCAUGGAUCCGCCACACUGGUCUCAGGAGAGCUUUGCAUUGUCUGGAUAG